GUCACUGACUGUCCCCUGCACAACCAAGCAACCAGCCAAGCCCUUCUCACGGCAGCCAAGCAGUCGAUCUUCUUGAGUUGCAUGUUGCCGUGACAAUAUGGGACUCGCCAAGGGAAUCGUGGGCUUCCCUCGCCUGCUUCUGGCAGGGAGUCCCACAAAGAUCGACAUAUUGAUGCUCCUUGGGGGUAUGCUGUCUGCAAUAGCAUCGGGCGUGCCAUUUCCCCUGAUCGGAAUAGUAUUCGGUCAACUUCUCAACGACUUCAACGACGUCACCUGCGACGAGGCCGCCGAUGCAUCCACUUCAGAUUCCGACGCCGCCUACCAGAGCAGCAUCAACAGCAAGAUCCUGCUGAUCUUCUACCUGGCCAUCGCCCAGUUUGUCUUAAUCUAUGGCCACCUGCUCUGCUGGAGCCUGACGGGCGCCCGGCUCGCCCAGAGGCUGCGGGAGAGAUACCUCCAGAACCUGCUUCGUCAGGAGCCGUCCUACUUCGACAAGCUACCCACCGGCGAGGUAGCGUCCCGGCUGAGCAGCGAUAUUUCGACCAUCCGUUCUGGCACUUCAGAAAAGGUUGGAAUAUGUCUUGCCAGUUUCUCCUUCUUCGUGACCGCGUACAUCGUGGCCUUCAUCAAGAACUGGGAGCUGGCUGCUAUGCUGCUCUCACUCAUCCCGGCCUACUUCAUCAUGUCCUUCGUCGGCAGCUACUACAUUGAGAAGUACUCCGGACUCAUGUCAGACUACGCCGCCACCGCUUCGUCCAUUGCGUCUGAGGCGCUGUCCAAUACCGUUGUGGUUCAGGCGUUUGGGGCCAACAAGCGCCUUGAGACCAAGUUCUCGAAUGCACUGAAGUCUUCUGAGCGGGAGGGGUUGAAGAAGGCAACGGCGACGGGUAUCCAGGCUGGUGUUCUGUACUUUGUGGCAUACUCGGCCAACGGUCUUGCAUUCUGGCAGGGCGCUCAACGUAUUGCAGACUCGGUGUCCAGCGGUACAGAUGGCACCACUGUCGGUGCUACAUUCACCGUGAUUUUCAUUCUUGUCGAGGCUACAUUACUUCUAAGCCAAGUCGCGCCAUUCAUUCACCUAUUCACUGCCGCAGUUGCUUCGUACGAGAAGCUGCGCGAGGACAUCAACCGCGAACCAUCAUACGAUGGUACAACGGAUGCGGGAGUUCGUAUCGAACAGGCCGAUGGCAGUUUUGAGUUCCGCGAUGUCUCCUUUGCGUAUCCAUCCAGGCCAGAGGUGACCGUCCUUGACCAUGUCAGCAUCCGUAUCCCGGCAAAGAAGCACACCGCCAUCAUUGGUCUCUCCGGAAGUGGCAAGUCAACUAUUGCAGGUCUCGCGAUGAGAUUGUAUGAUCCUGCUGAGGGACAAAUCCUGUUCGACGAUCGGAGUCUGCAUGAUAUCAACACCCGUGACUUGAGGAGUUUCGUCAGUCUGGUCCAGCAAGAACCGUCUCUACUUGACAGGACCAUCCUUGAGAAUAUCGCGCACGGCUUAAUCAACUCAAGCAACCCCAAGCAUGCCCACCUUAAGGCGGCUUUAAUUGGAUCCGAUCUUUCCGAGAUCGCCAACGAAGUGAGGGACGGCCAGGAUCUGAUGGCGGCAGCCGAGAAGCGAGGCGCAGAAAUGGUCGAGAUUGUCAAUCUGGUUAAACACGCAGCUAUGCUUGCAGACGCAAGUUCGUUCAUCGAGGGGCUACAAUAUGGAUAUGCCACGCUCGUUGGGUCCAUGGGGCGUCUUGUCAGUGGUGGUCAAAAGCAGCGAGUUGCACUGGCCAGGGCACUUGUCAAAGAGCCAGCUGUUUUGAUCCUCGACGAGGCCACCGCGGCAUUGGACUCAAGGAGUGAACAGCGUAUCAUGAAAGCCAUCAACAACAUUGCCAACGGCAGGACGGUGCUCACGAUCGCUCAUCGCCUGUCGACUAUCACAAACGCGGACAACAUUAUCGUGAUGCACAAGGGACACGUCGUAGAGGAGGGAAAUCAUUCCGAGUUGAUGGCUAAGAAGGGUACAUAUGCCGACUUGGUCAGCAUGCAAGCCCUGGGUACCCCUUCUUCGAAGAGUGAUGCUUUGGGCAAUGAUUCAACCGGAGGCAAAGAUGACCACGUCUCCCUGACCGAGACCCUGAUCGAGAACGAUGCUCCAGCAAGUAACGACAACGAGAGCACCAGGGAGAAGACCGGCCAGGACACCCCAUCUGAAGGAGAAGAGGAGGAGCCAGAGACACCAUCCAAGUCGUUAUGGGCCUUAUGCAAGGGCUACGCCCCAGCCCUGAGGCCCCACCUGCUGGUCCUCUUCGUCGCUCUUCUUGGCUCCAUCAUCGUAGGUGGCGCCUUCUCAGGGGAGGCUGUCAUAUUCGGCAACACGGUCGGCAGCCUGAACAUAUGCAAGAGUGCUUCCAGCAUCCGGGAUGCGGGCAACUUUUUUGGACUCAUGUUCUUCGUGCUCGCAAUCAUCGAGUUCUUCGCCAAUGUCAUGAGCUGGUCCGGCUUCGGCUGGGUGUCCGAGCACAUCGUCUACUCUGUUCGUGUCUUGUCUUUCCGCUCGCUCUUUGAACAGGACUUGCAGUGGCACCAGUCAAACAAUCGUACGCCGGCACUACUCCUCUCGUACAUCACGCGGGAUGGCAAUGCCCUGGCCGGUCUGAGUGGUUCUGUCCUUGGCACGAUGAUCUCGAUCACGGUCAACCUCGUCGCCGCAAUCAUCCUGACGCACAUCAUCGCCUGGAGGAUCGCCCUGGUCUGCCUCUCCCUAGUCCCCCUUCUACUCGGCGCUGGCAUGAUGGAACUCCACGUCCUGGGCCAAUUCGAAGAAAAGCACGAGACAGCCUACACAAAAUCCGUUGAUAUCGGCACCGAGGCAAUCACAAACAUCAAGACCGUCGCGGCCUUGUCCCUUGAAGAGGAGAUCCUGAGCGACUACCGCCGGUCCCUCAAGGGCCCCCGCCAGGAGACACUCAAGGUCACCCUGCAGGCCAGCCUGUGCCAGGCCGUCACCUACUUCCUGGGCAACUGUGUCAACGCGCUGGCGUACUGGUGGGGCGCCAAGCAGAUCAUCGCAGGCAACUACACCCAAACGCAAUUCCUCAUCGUUGUCUUCUCGCUGCUCGUCAGCGCCCUGCUCUUCAGUCAGAUGUUCGCCCUCGCGCCGGAGCUUUCGAGCGCCCGUGCUGCAGCGGCCAGGAUUCUGGGCCUGAUUGAGAUCGGGUCUGACGGCAUGAAGGGUAAGAUUAAGGAUACUCCUCGAGCCAACCAGGACGUCGAAGCGGACGGUGAGAAGUCCACGUCUUCCUCCCCGAACUCUCAGCGUCGAGCGACGGCUGCAAGCGUACAGUUCCGCGACGUACACUUCGCAUACCCGGCGCGGCCAGACUUCGAGGUCCUUAGCGGGCUGAGCAUGGACAUCAAGCCAGGCCAGUUCUGUGCGCUCGUAGGCCCCAGCGGCGCAGGGAAGUCGACUAUCAUCUCGCUCGUGGAGCGUCUGUACACGCCCUCGUCGGGCUCCAUCCUCGUCAACGGCGCCGACGUCACCCGCGCCCGGGACGUGGCAUUCAGGGAUGAUAUUUCGCUCGUGCCGCAGGAGAGCGUCCUCUUCGAAGGCACCGUGCGCUUCAACAUCGGGCUUGGCGCACGGCCCGGCCAGGAGGCGAGCCAGGCUGAUAUCGAGGACGCGUGCAAGCUUGCCAAUAUCCACGAUGUUAUCAUGGCUCUGCCGGACGGUUACGACACCCUCUGCGGCCCCAACGGUAGCCAGUUUUCCGGCGGGCAGCGGCAACGGUUGUCGAUUGCUAGGGCGCUGGUGAGGAAGCCUGGCCUGCUCAUCCUUGACGAGCCGACGAGUGCACUGGAUGCUGAGUCCGAGAAGCUGCUGCAAGAGGGCCUGGAGAAGGCCGCUAGAGGUGUCACUGUCAUUGCCAUCGCGCAUCGCCUGCAUACCAUCAGGAAGGCCAACCGCAUAUUCUUGAUCGAGGCCGGAAAGUGUGUUGAUUCAGGAUCACAUGAGGAUUUGCUGGAGAGGUCGGCCAGUUACCGGGCUAAUGUGAUGCACCAGACUGUAGCUACGUGA
Diaporthe batatas is the source of this 4063-nucleotide messenger RNA. RefSeq lists its product as uncharacterized. The transcript is spliced from 2 exons. NCBI's taxonomy places the organism in Eukaryota, Fungi, Ascomycota, Sordariomycetes, Diaporthales, Diaporthaceae. Gene Ontology annotation, molecular function: ATP binding; ABC-type transporter activity; ATP hydrolysis activity. Gene Ontology annotation, cellular component: membrane. Gene Ontology annotation, biological process: transmembrane transport. Bases 98 to 4063 code for a protein of 1321 amino acids. The record is from RefSeq and is a predicted model, not a curated record.